Messenger RNA from Vairimorpha ceranae, 722 nucleotides. RefSeq lists its product as hypothetical. The transcript has a single exon. The annotation marks the transcript as partial. The record is from RefSeq and is a predicted model, not a curated record. Lineage: Eukaryota; Fungi; Microsporidia; Nosematidae.
AUGUAUGGAUUAAAAGCACGUUUAAAUAAUCAACAAGUGUUUUUAGAAAUAAAGCAAAAGAAAUUAUUUAUAAAAAAUACUAAUAUAAUCCUCCAUUUAUCAGACAUUUUAUCUUUAAAAACUAAACAAGACGGAGAUUUAUAUUAUUUGAUGAUAAUUAGUAAAUCUGAUAAGUUAAUUCUAGAAUUUAUUAAUUUUAAUAUAAGAGAUCUUUGUAAAUCUCUUAUAUUAGCAUCUAUAAAUAAUACUGAUACUUAUAAAGAGAUAGAUUAUGAUACUAAAAAAUUUAUUACUUCACUAUCGGCACCUCUUCUUACAAUAUUUAGUGAUAUGAAUUGUACUAUCUCACAGUUCUACAAUUAUUUUAUGCAAAGUAAUUUUUAUGAUUCAAGGAAUAAACCAACAUCUUUAGAUAGAUUAAUUACAGAAAAAUUAAGAGAAGAUACAUGUGAUAAAGUAAAUAUUAAUUCACUUACUAGAAUUAAUAAUUACUCAUUUCUAAUGGUUCAUGAAGAUACUAUUAGUAAACCACUAAAUUAUUUUCCUAAAGAAAUUAGUUUUGAACCUAUUUAUGAUUUAGAAGAAGAAGUUUUAGAAGAAACUGAAACUUUAGAUGUAGAAGUGGAGGAGACGGGAAUUGAACUCAAAACAGAAAGAAAAGUUUUAAAAAAGAUUUUGGAAAUUAGUAAGAAAAAGUGGAGAGGGGAAGAAAUUGAUGAAGA